UCUUUAGUACUGCAAAGCUUUCCACAGUUAAACUCCGUUCUUGUUGUCAAAAUACUCUGCACGAUACUUCAGACGAGAAGGCCAAAACUGGUACAAUUGAAUUUUACAAAUCCAGCGAUGUUUUCCUUCCGAGGUGCUCCAACCGCGAGAGAACUGCGGUGAAGGAAGGCUAGACCCUGAUUAAAAACGCAAAUCAACCAAUCACAUGCCUCGGUUGUGUGUGGGGCCAUGACAGCCAUAUUACUGUGGGUGGUUUCCUACAAUCCAUUUUAUUUCCUAUGAUUUGACGCAAGUUAUGGAACUAGAGAAUAUUGUGGCAAACACUGUUUAUUUAAAAGCUAGAGAAAGUAAAACUAAAGGCAGGAGUAAGAAAUGGAAAGAGCUGCUGAAAUUUCCGCAUCAUACGAUAUCUGCGCAUCUCAAGAACGACAUUCUCCUGACGUAUGACAGAAUUUGCGAAAAAGAACCCAUUGGUAGGGAGCUGUUUCGACUGUUUUGCGUGAGCAAUGCUCAACUACAGCAAGCAAUCGACUUCCUCGAUGAAGUGGACGCAUUCGACAAAGCAGAGGCAGCGAAAAAACCUGAGCUGGCACGCGAGGUGGUUCGCAAGCAUCUUCUUCAGCAUUCCCCGAUCCAACGUAUACUUAUUUACAAGAAGAUAUAACAAGUAGUUUUUUUCUUGAGAGGAUCCAGCUAAUUACAAGGUCUUGGGAAAACUAAUCUUUUGAAUAUUUAUAAUUCGGUCAGCAUGCGAAGAAUAAAAGUGACGAAUUUAACAUUGCAGCUGCAGCUACUUUGUUAAAAGAUUGCAUGUUUAUGGGUCAGUCCAGGUAAACAGACAAAUUGUUAUAGGGACAAUUAAUCGCGAGAACUACAACAGGUUGACCCUUAUCAAUAUAAAAAUGUUUUGAAUGGGAAUUCUGCAACAAUCUGUAACAUAUCUACAGUUGAUCUGAGAACAUCUUUUCUUCUUUGUCACAAAAUGAAAAUGCAAUGUGAAUUGGACUGACACUUGCAUAAUUAUAUUUCAUAAGAUGUAAUUACACUCGGAGGGUGAAAUUAAGUGGCAAAUUGAUGGAAGUCAUUUUGGGGCAAUAUUAUCAAGUUUUAAAUACAUUGUACCAUUCGUUGUAGAAUCCAGUUGUAAGCAAUAUAAGUUAAAGCAGUUUGUACUAAAAAGUUAUCCCUUAUUAUAUGCAAGCAACAUUUUCUUAAAAUGGUGUUUAUAUAAGCUGUGAAACUGUGGUUGUCAUAAAACAAAGAGAUCUUGUUUAAGAAACUGCUGACAAUGAUUCAGACUGUAAGAAGGUGAAGUUAAAAAUAUACAGGAUUUUGAUCCAUAGAGGAUGGCUAUCAAACUUAUAUAUUGUUUAUGUUAAUUAUUCUCACAAUAAAGGUAAACUUUGUCACAUUGCCAGCUGGUUGGCUUAUUAUUGAGACUCCAGCUUUAGGAACCAGCUGGUUUGUGCUGGCAAUGGGAUGAGUAUACCUGGUUACCAUAAUGGUUGUUUAAUCUUUUGGUUCUCAUAUUGAAAAGGUUAAAAAAUAAUGAUGUGUAGGUUCUUAAGAUUCUUGUUCAGAUGAAAAGAGUGACCUGUGAAUGCAACAUUCCUAGGACUCCUGAAGGCCCUUGUGAAUAGUGCAUCAUUACCCUUGUGAAUAGUACACGCUUCUAUGAGCAAAAAUUGAUGUUUAGUUGGAGUGGGUGUACCAGCUGCUUUUGAGAUUUUUGAAGAAAAAAAAUUAACAUUAUUUUCAAGAGGUGGUAGCCUAAGACCGUGAACAAUAAUCCUGUCAGUAUAUGUUGGACUAGAUAUAUUUGAUCAAUUCAGCUGAAGAUAUAUACAGGAAGUUAAGCAUAGCCAACACAGCUUUGAAUUUGACUUGACAAUGUAUUCACUUUCCUCCACCAGUCAACUUCUUCUUCUUUCCUCUAUACCUGAAGAAGGCUGGUAGCAGCUUGCAGAAAUAUUGCAUUAAAUCGAGUUAAAUUCUG
Messenger RNA from Orbicella faveolata, 1996 nucleotides. Its product is annotated as G protein-coupled receptor kinase 5-like. Lineage: Eukaryota; Metazoa; Cnidaria; Anthozoa; Scleractinia; Merulinidae. Gene Ontology annotation, biological process: signal transduction; regulation of signal transduction; protein phosphorylation. The record is from RefSeq and is a predicted model, not a curated record. Gene Ontology annotation, molecular function: G protein-coupled receptor kinase activity; ATP binding. Gene Ontology annotation, cellular component: cytoplasm.